CAUGACUCGUGGGCGUUUCAGGAAGUGGCGAACAAUGAGAGAUAUGCUCGGAAAAUAGGCAUAUGCUGUUUGACAGAAGAGCGCGUUUAUUGCAAGUAUGUGGGGCAUAAACGCGAUCAAUGCAAAUAUAACUAGGAAGAGAGAUUUUCUGUUGUGAAGAAUCCCAUUUCCCUUAAUUGUGCUUUUAGAGCGGCACGCUCCGAGGUGUGCACUGCUGUUCAGGUUUGAGUCAGUAUGCAAUGGGGAAUUGCUGGGCUUGGUGCUGCGGGGUCUUCAAAAGGGAAACUAACAGGAUCCAAAGAGGUGGUGGGUCCAAGUACUUUCGAACGAGUGCCGCAGGGGAGCACUUCACCAUAGAGUUUGAAAAUCUUGUGGAGAGUGAUGAGGCAGAGAGCCCAGGAAGCAGCAUACGAGCAAUAAGUGAAGAUGAAAUUGUACAUCUCAAGGAGCAGCGAUAUGGUGCCAUUUCAGACAAGCAGACACUGGUAGAUGAAAAACUUCAUUCGGAGUUAGCUGCACAGGAGGAGAAGUUGAGGCUAGAAGAGGAGGCUUUAUAUGCCGCCCAACGUGAAGCAGCCAGAGCUGCCAAAGAGAGAAAGCAAACGGAGCAACGGAUCCAGAAGAUAAAAGGAAAGUCAGAUGUAGGAGGGAGUAGUGAUCAUCAGAGAACGUUAGCCGCAGGAGAGGAUUUUGAAACCUACCUGCAGAAUGUAAGAGCUCAGUCUGACGCCUUCAGGAGCAGCAGGGUCUCUUCAGAGACCAACGUGGCAACUCCAAACACAGAGAGCAGCUGUGAUUUCACAAGUAAAACCAGGUCCACCAAUGAUGACAACACUUCGCUGGAUCUGGAGUGGGAGGAUGAAGAGGGGAUGAACAGGAUGAUUCCCGUUAGGGAACGUUCUAAAACGGAAGAGGACAUUCUUCAUGCUGCUCUCAGGCCCACUAACAAGCAGACAGGCAGCAACCUUACAUCGGCCUCUGAAGACUCCAAUGUGCUGGAGUGGGAAAAUGACUUUGUGAGCGCCCAUCUAGAGGACCAUGGUAACUCAGAGUAUGCUGGCUUUGUCAAUCCCGUCUUAGAGACUUCCUCUGCUGACACGGACAAAUCCAGCUCUGACCCACAGGACAGAUAGUUGGAGAUGGAAGACCUUCUUUUGACCAAACUGAUUAACUUAAUGUAUACAUAAGUUUAGCUAUUUAAUUUAUUCAGUUUUGUUUUGCCUUUUAUCACAGCUGGAGAGGUUGGCGCUGAAUCUGUUGUAUUCAGACCAUUUUCUGUCAGCAUAAUGAAUUAAGUGCAAUUUGUAUAUCCAUUGAUCUGCUCUUAAGACACUGCUCUGGGAUAGGCGAAACAGCUUUUUAAAUUUCACUAUAGCAGCAUUAAGACUGUAAAUCUGUAACAUUAUUUUAUGAAUUGUUAGUAGAGUGAAGACAAAAUUAAGGCUUUUGAGUGGCUCAGCUAGUAAGGGUGCUCAUUAUAAGUGCAGGAAGAGCCUCUGUGGCUGACUGUCAUGGGUUCAACACUGGGUCAUAUACUGCAACUAGUCAACUAUGUCUACAUUUCCCCAAGCAGUGGCACAUAUUUGGUAGAAAGCUGCCAGCAUAGGGUUGAGAUUAUGAGACCAGGUGUUGUCAGUGAAAUGGCAGCUUAAUGGAUACUUGCAAGCUUACACUUACAUAAGUGAAGGACCCCCUGCUCCUCCAUGUCGAAAGAAGAAUGGUGUGUAGGUUGGAGGAGUUUGUCCAUCCUUAUUCUCUCCUAGCAGUGCAGUUUAGUGGUUAACGCUCUAAGCAGAGACAUGGAGAAACAAUUGGCAUUUCUACAUGGUGCAGAUAUAAAAUGAAGACAGAGCUGUUGCUAUUGCUAAGUGUUCAUGACCCCAAAAUAAGAGUAUGGCUUUCUAGUGAGGCUUUUAACAUCAAAAGCCUUCUACAGAUUACAGCACAUUAACCAGUCAAAUUAGCAAGAGAGAUUAAUUUGAGAAGUAAACUAUUCAUCUUUUGUUGACAUUAAUUUGUUAAUUCAGGGAAGUAGAUUUUUAAAUCCUGAAACCUCAUUGCUUUAUGGAUUACUUUGCUUUACACUGAGGUUGUAAUAAAUAUUUGCUCUCUUUUAUCACUCUAAUUGGAUAAUGAUGGAUUUUCAUUUGACAUUCCUUGGCUUUUAAAAAAGAAGAUGUGACCAAAAGUUAUUUUCUCAGCCAAAGCUUUGAAUCAUGACAACUGGGGAAUUUCCUACCAAAGUAGAAAUUAUAAGGAAGGGAAAGAAAGUUUUUAAGGUGCCUUUUGCUGUCAGCUGUCUUUGGCCUUGUACAUUACAGUUUCAAACUUCCUGUAGGCCUCCCAUAUUGCUUUUGUGAUCCAAACUACGUCACUGAGAGUCCUGCAGUUAACCAUGCUAUUUUUAAUAUCAUCUUAAAUAAUUCAGUGUUUAUAACAGAUACGGUUGACAGAUUGUUUCUAAACAAACCUGUAACGCGGUAUUUCUGUUUGCACUUAUUCCAGGCUUUAUCAUGAACUUGGCAAGUAAUGGGAUGACAACCUCAGUAAAAACUUACCAGUACAAAUACAAUUAUAUAAAAGUAUCUUAAAGGUAUAAUAAAUGAAAUGAUAAAAGGCAUACUCCCCAUAAAAAGUCAUGCACAUCAUAAUAAAAUGAUUCAAGCUGAA
Lepisosteus oculatus (spotted gar) is the source of this 2670-nucleotide messenger RNA. RefSeq names its product adaptor related protein complex 1 associated regulatory protein (gene ap1ar). The record is from RefSeq and is a predicted model, not a curated record. Gene Ontology annotation, cellular component: endosome. NCBI's taxonomy places the organism in Eukaryota, Metazoa, Chordata, Actinopteri, Semionotiformes, Lepisosteidae. Gene Ontology annotation, molecular function: kinesin binding; AP-1 adaptor complex binding. Gene Ontology annotation, biological process: regulation of Arp2/3 complex-mediated actin nucleation; negative regulation of cell motility; negative regulation of substrate adhesion-dependent cell spreading.